Molecule: messenger RNA, 1473 nt
Organism: Moneuplotes crassus
Lineage: Eukaryota; Ciliophora; Spirotrichea; Euplotida; Euplotidae
Source: the annotation of a GenBank genome assembly
GACAGAUGUCAAGAUAUCAGUCAAAUAACUUCUAUGAGAAAGAUUACCAAUACAGAAGCACAGAUUAUAGAAAGCCGCAUGAGAGAGGAGCCACCUUCGUUCCUUCCUAUGGCUCUGAGAUGGCCCGGUACAAGACUAAGAUGUGUAAUUACUUGCUGAGAAAUGGUAACUGUACUCUGGGUCAAAAUUGUACUUAUGCUCACAACAAGCUUGAACAAAGAAAGAAUUUUAAAGAACCAAUCCCAAUAUGGGUCAAAGAUGUAUAUAAAAGAAUAUGGAGAAAGAAAUAUCAAAAGAACUGCAAUUUUGGCUCAAAAUCGGAUCUUGUCCCAGAAAUGCCCAGAUUUCAAGAAGAAAGAAGAUUCAUUUCUGGAGAAGAUGAAGAGGAUAAAAAGUCUAGUGAGAUCGAAAGGAACCCUUCACAAGCCACAGACUUUCAAAACCAAGAACCAUUGAAUUAUGCUCACUCAGUCCAGACACCAAUAGUCUGAGAAACUCCUGUACCACAAGAUAGUGACAUUACUGAUGCAUACAGGAAGCUGAAGAUUGAGAACCUAGACCUCCAGGCGACUAUUGCCAAGCUCCAUAGAGAUAAAGAGGAGCUGGAGCAGAAGCUUCAAGAAUCUUCUAAAAUGAGCAUGGAAUCUGAAUCACCUGAGACCGACACCAUCCAGGAUUUCAACAGGAUGGUGAAAGAACUGCAGGAAGAGAACUCUCAGCUCAAAAAUAGAAUCAAGGAACUUCUCAGUAAGGGAGAAAGCAAAAGUCAAUCAAGCGAUGUUUACUACAAAAUUAUUUUGCAUGCCAUAAAUCAGUUGGAAGAAGUUACUAGGAGUUAUUUAACUAAGAAGUUGAUGAACUAUCCUGUGUUGACUCCUUCACUGACAAUUGUUGAUAAACAGGAUGUGUUCAACAUCCUUGAUCAUAAACCAGAACAUCCUUACAAUAGCUUCAAGGAAUUACAGAAGGCCAAAACCUUUCCUCCAAUGAAGAGUGUUGUAGAUCUUAGAUAUGAGCUCAAGAGAAUGGUCGAGGAGCAAGAAAGCAAUGAUGGCGAUGUUAAGGUAUCAGGCUCAAACACCUUGAGUGGCGACUCUGAACAGCUUUUAGAGAAAAUCAGCCAGCUCGAAUCUAGACUGAAAGAUAGAAACAGAGAAAUUAAGGGAUGCAAUGUUCAUAAAACAGAGCUUAAGAAUAAACUUUAUAAUUGUGAAUUGAAGGUUGCAGAGUUAGAAGAUGAGUUGGCACUUAUCAAGAAGGGUAAUCUUAAAUUCACAAGAAAAUCAUUGAAGUCCUACACUGAAGCAGAUGUAGCUGAUUACAAAAGACAGAUCACUCAGUUGCAUGAAUCUAUCAGAAAAUACAAAAAGGAGAACACUUACUAUAAAUACCAAAUCAGUGUGCUAAAAUGGGACUUAUCUAAGCUUGGAACUACUGAUGACUCAGCCACUCAGAACAAACAGUAAAUAGCUG